Molecule: messenger RNA, 2113 nt
Organism: Dentiscutata heterogama
Lineage: Eukaryota; Fungi; Glomeromycota; Glomeromycetes; Diversisporales; Gigasporaceae
Source: the annotation of a GenBank genome assembly
AUGCCAGACGAAGCGGGUCAUAAGAGACAGCGUGUUUCUAAAGCCUGUGAUUCCUGUCGUCGCAAGAAAGUUAAGUGUGAUGGCGUUCAACCAGUGGGUCCCCCUAAAGGUUACAUCGAAGCUAUUGAGACACGACUACAUAGAAUGGAAUCUCUUUUAGGUGGUUUGGUUCAUAGCAAUGAUCCCUUUGCAGAGGCUGUAUUGGCAGAGUUAAUGCAAGAUGACCCGCGCCCUUCUCGUAGAUCUGGAAAUAUGGAAUUUACAUGGAAGAAUGGCUCUUCAUCGGUGCAUGAUGCAGGACGAUCGGGCAGUUGUGGAGUGCAAAGCCCUGAAAACGUUUUGACAUCUGAAGCAAAAGAUAAUUCUAUUAUUGAUGAUCUAAAUGAUAUUAUGGGUAUUCUUAGUAUAGAUGAAAACAGACAGGUUCGUUAUCAUGGACGAAGUAGUGGGCUUUAUCUCCUAAAGAAUAGUGAACGAUACAAAAAUGGAAUCCUGUCGUUAUCCGAUAAUUCUCCAGAGGAAAAUUUAUUUUCUACCCAAAAUCUAGAAUUAUUAAAACGACCGGAAUUGGCGACAUUGCCUUCCCAAGAAAUAUCCGAUCACCUAUUGGAGACUUAUUUCACACACAUCCAUCCUCUAUUACCUAUUAUAUAUAAACCAAUUUUUUUUAAUAGGUUAAAAGAUCGAGAUAAUCCACCACUUCUUCUUUUGAAUGCUAUAUACGCUCUUGCUGCAAGAUAUUCUGAUAGACCUGAACUAAGAAAGAAUCUUCAGGAUUCGCAAACGGCCGGUGAUGAAUUCUUUGACCGUGCAAAGGCAUUGCUUGACAAUGAUUAUGAUAAAUCUCACAUAACAACUAUUCAAGCUCUUAUUAUAAUGGCUUUAAGGGAUAUUAGGAUCGAUAACACCACGAGAUGUUGGAUUUACAUUGGUAUGGCUGCAAGAAUGGCGCAAGAUUUAGGUAUUCACCGUAAUAACGAAAAAUGGCAGCCGAUCUCGUUAUCACACGAAGAAAAAGAAGAACAAAAACGUGCAUUCUGGUCAUGUUUUGUAGUUGAUAGAAUAGCGAGCACACAUAUGGGACGUCCAUUAGGUAUUGAUGAAAAAGAUGUGGAUGCUGCGUAUCCAUCAGAAGAUGAAGAUGAUGAAUACGAAUUACUUCCGUUUAAAAUGACACAUACAACAACAUCUUCAACAUUAUUAUCGUCACCUACUUCUACUAGUAGCAGCGUUUUUGGGUCACCUAUGUCCUCUGCUUCAAUGAUAAUUAACAAAGAGUCACCAAAUGCCGCACGUUCUGUUUCGCGAUUUAACCGUUUGAUAAAACUUUGUGAAAUAAUGGGACGCAUUAUUCAAAAUAUAUAUGCGAUUCGGUGUAAUGUAUCUUCUGCUAAUAGUACAGUUACAUCAGUUCUUGAUUCAUCUCUUACGUCUUGGUUCGUAAACUUACCACCACAUUUACAAUAUAAUCCAUCAUCGGAUCAAAAUUAUGACACAACAACACUCAAUCUUCAUGGUUUAUAUUAUUCGACAUUAAUCCUUCUUCAUCGCCCUUACGCGAACACAAUUGGUAAAAAUCCAUCUCAUAACAUAUGUACUACUGCGGCGAAUGCUAUAACUGAAAUCGCUGAUUCAAUGAGGCGGCGGAAACAAUUAAAACAUAGUCCAACUACUGUAAUUUAUUGUACUUUUUCAGCUGCCGUUAUUCAUACAUACAAUGCUAUUCAACCUGAUAUUACUAUUUCUCAACCAGCGAGGGAAAACCUUGAAAAGUGCCUAAAAAUAUUAGAUGCUUUAAUUGCUAUUUGGCCAUUAACAUAUAAAUACGCUGUUAUAUUAACAGAGUUAGCAAACUUGAGAGAUGCACAGUUGGAUGUAAACAUGGAGUCAAAAAACGAUGGACCAGAAGAUGGAUUUAAUUCUAGGAAACAUAUUAAUCCUCCAAUCAUCUUAGAUCAACAUGAACGACAGUCGAGGAUUCACGCUUUAAAUAAUAAAAUCAUAACAUCACAUAAUAAUAAAGGUAGUUCUACACAUUCACAAAUGUUUAACCCUGUAUCUUCUUUAAAUCAUUCGCAGACUUAUGAACGACAACCUUCUGUAAUGGGUUUUG